Molecule: messenger RNA, 12847 nt
Organism: Gallus gallus (chicken)
Lineage: Eukaryota; Metazoa; Chordata; Aves; Galliformes; Phasianidae
Gene: SLC24A3
Product: solute carrier family 24 member 3
Exons: 17
Coding region: 40-1983 (647 amino acids)
Biological process (GO): intracellular calcium ion homeostasis; calcium ion transmembrane transport
Cellular component (GO): membrane
Molecular function (GO): calcium channel activity; calcium, potassium:sodium antiporter activity
Source: RefSeq, a predicted model, not a curated record
GCCCGGCUCGGCGCGGCGCUGAGGAGCGGAGCGGCCGCGAUGGGCGCCUCGGCGGCGGCGGCGGAGCGGCGGAGGCGGCGGCGUCGCGGGGAGCUGCUGCGGGGGCAGCUGGGCGCGCUGGCCGCCCUGGCCCUGCUGCUGGCCGGCCGCGGCGGUUACGAGGCUUUGAGCUAUUCUGUGGAAAAUGAUGGCAAGUGGAGCGGGAGACAGCUACUGCAAGCAAAUGAGGACAACACGACGGAAGGCCCAGGGGACGGGGGGAAGCUGUAUGUCAGAAAUUGCACUGAACCAGCUCUCCAUGAAUUCCCCAAUGACAUCUUCACGAACGAGGACAGGAGGCAUGGAGCUGUCAUCCUGCAUGUCAUUUGUGCCAUGUAUAUGUUUUAUGCUUUGGCAAUUGUCUGCGACGAUUUCUUUGUCCCUUCAUUGGAAAAGAUCUGUGAACGCUUGCAUCUUAGUGAAGAUGUGGCUGGGGCGACUUUCAUGGCAGCUGGAAGCUCUGCUCCGGAGUUGUUUACAUCUGUCAUAGGUGUUUUUAUCACAAAAGGAGACGUAGGCGUUGGAACCAUCGUAGGCUCUGCUGUAUUUAACAUUCUCUGUAUUAUUGGUGUGUGUGGGCUGUUUGCAGGACAGGUUGUUGCACUGUCAUCAUGGAGUCUCUUGAGAGAUUCAAUCUACUAUACACUGUCUGUUGUUGCACUCAUUGUGUUCAUUUACGACGAAAAGGUUUCCUGGUGGGAGUCCUUGGUCUUGGUGCUGAUGUAUGCCAUCUACAUCGUUAUCAUGAAGUACAACUCUACCAUUCAACACUGCUUGGAAAGGAAGACAAAGAAUGCUGCAAACAUGGUGAACGGAUUGGCAAAUAACACAGAAAUGGAUGAUAACAGCAACUGCGAUGCCACAGUGGUGUUACUAAAGAAAGGUAACUGUUCCAGGAAUUUCCACCGUAAAGCCUCAGUGAUCAUGGUGGAUGAGCUGCUGUCUGCUUACCCACACCAGCUUUCAUUUUCUGAGGCUGGGCUCCGGAUCAUGAUAACCAGCCACUUUCCUCCCAAAACACGUCUCUCCAUGGCCAGCCGUAUGCUAAUCAAUGAGAGACAAAGACUGAUCAACAGCAGGACUUACACCAAUGGUGAAUCAGAAGUAGCAAUUAAAAUACCUAUCAAGCACGUUGUGGAGAAUGGAACAGGUCCAAGCAACUCAUCUGAGCGGGGCGUGAACGGCACACGGCGAGAUGAGGAUGUGGCUGAGGCUGGCAAUGAGACAGAGAAUGAGAAUGAGGAUAAUGAGAACAAUGAAAAUGAUGAGGAAGAGGAAGAAGAUGAUGACGAUGAUGACCACGAAGGGCCAUACACACCUUUUGACCUACCCACUGGCAAAAUGGAAAUCUUGAAGUGGCUCUUCACAUGGCCAUUGAGCUUUGUGCUCUAUUUCACAGUGCCCAACUGUAACAAGCCCCACUUGGAGAAAUGGUUCAUGGUUACCUUUGCUUCUUCUACCCUCUGGAUUGCAGCUUUCUCCUACAUGAUGGUGUGGAUGGUGACAAUCAUUGGCUACACACUGGGAAUUCCAGAUGUGAUAAUGGGCAUCACUUUCUUGGCAGCAGGAACCAGCGUGCCAGACUGCAUGGCAAGCCUUAUUGUAGCAAGGCAAGGUAUGGGGGAUAUGGCCGUGUCCAACUCCAUUGGAAGCAAUGUUUUUGAUAUUUUAAUUGGCCUAGGCCUCCCGUGGGCUUUGCAGACCCUAGCGGUGAAUUAUGGAUCAUACAUUCGGUUAAACAGCAGAGGACUCAUCUAUUCUGUUGGUCUCCUGCUGGCAUCUGUUUUUGUCACAGUUUUCGGCGUGCACAUGAACAAAUGGAAACUGGAUAAGAAGCUAGGGUGCGUGUGCCUUUCCCUGUAUGGCAUCUUCCUGUGUUUCUCCAUCAUGACAGAAUUCAAUGUCUUCACUUUUGUGAACUUGCCCAUGUGCAGAGAUCACUAACGCACGUUGCAGACUGUCAGGAGGAACGUCCUUCUUACCUGUGCAAUACAAACCACGGCUGGCAUCUCCUGAAUGCGGUGCACCUCCAAGUCGUGAAGUAUAUCCUGUCCAUAGGACCUGUGGCCCCAUCUCGGUUUACCCUCUCCCCGACCCCCACAACCUGGAAGAAUCCUGCAUCGAUGUGAAAAUGAUUUUUUUUGUUUGUUUUUUUUUUUCAACAUUCAUGUGAUUUCUUAGCUCAGUUUUUGGACAGUGACUGGUCUCUAGAUGAACUGGCUGCUAACUGGCAUCGAGCCAGGCAAAACUGGUCUGCUACAAUUCCUUUUUUAAGUUAUUUGGUGGAAGACUAAUCUAAUUUAUGACUUAAGACUAUUGCUACAAUGCAGAAGAGGGUACAUCGUACAGGGGCUGAUUUUCGAGGAGAAUUCUGGGAUUUUUUUGGUUGUGUUCUUUUUUUGUUCUUGUUGUUGUUGUUGUUGUUUGUUUUGGUUGUGGUUUUUUUUAUUGCCUGAGAUCAACAUCCUGUGUUGCAGCUUCUCCCUCUGAGCUCGGGGUCUCCUGUAAUGAUCCAAAAGUCACAGGGCAGUGUAAUAUGGGAAUUUAAUUCAAGGCACUCAGCGUAUGAGUGGAUUUACUGCUUAUUAAAAGAAGACUGUCAAGGCAACAGACAGUGACUGCACCGUUAAUAAUGAAUCCUGUACAGGUGUGAUGAGGAAUGGAAGGUAAACAUGGAUUUAAAGGAUAAACACUGCUCCCGUCUUACUAUUAACGUCGGCGUUUUAUUAAUAGGGUGUUUGUGGUAUUUCCAAGCAAUAGUUUGAUUGCCAGCCCAGGAGGGCUGCCGAGGAGAUGUCCUGUUUUUCUGUCAUCUACACCUGGAAACGGAAGGUCAGAACUUUAUUUGCUUCAUCAGAUUUCUUGUAGUUUUGGGGGGAUUCUAUAGUUCACGUCUUAUUUGUUCUGAGGACAUCAGUACAUGUCAAAACUUUUCUAAAUGAGUUACAGACACUGGUUUCUUUAAAAGGAAAGAGGCAUAUUUUGCACAGACAUAGUUACUGAAGUCAUUGUUUGCCACUCUUUAAAGAAUACACUGGACCUGGCCAGAUGUUUGUCUUUUUCUUAAACAGUUGAACUUCUCUGAUGGCAGAUCGUGUGGAUUCAUCACACCUCCUCCGGGAGGGAAGAAGAUGGAGAGAGAGAUGGCACUUUUAACAUGUGUAAUAUCUACAACGCAGACUCGCUCACAGAUCUUAAGUUAUUGUGAAAAUUUAGCUUUUCAUUGUUCCAGUAUCCUUGCUAGAUUUUGUAUAAUUCUGUAUUAAUACACAGGCAGAUUCGACCCCAUCAGGAACGCUGUCACAGCUCCAUUUGUUUGUAUUGAUACUGUGGAUUCUUGCCAGCGCUGGCUGUUGUAUUUACUUUAAGCACUGAUCACUUCUGAUUUUUUCCCCGUUCUUGUAUAUGUUCUACUACAAGUGUGUUAAUAUAAUACCAACCAGAUGAAUGUUUUUGUCUAUGGUACAAGCAAUGGCAAAUAUUGGUAAUAAAGGCAUAGCGAACCCUAGGUUUUAAAAAACACAAAACAAAACCGUAGAACCCUCCUAAACCUUAGCAAGAAAAAAAGACCUUAAAGCUAAACUUAAAAAAACAAAGUCCUAUGCACAAAGAUAAAUCCAUUUAUCAGUUUAUUUUCACUUUUGGACGUUUGCUUUUGCUUGCUUUUCUUUGGACAGAACGAUGUCGAUCAAAACACUUACACCCUGUGGCUUCCAUUCAGCUCCGCACCUCCUUUUCUUUCUUGGUUACGCUAAAUGCGCGGAUCCUUUGGCAGCCAUUGCACUGUGCCCAUUGGAGAAGUCCAUCGGAAAAAGCCAUGACCUGCUGGCCUCAGCAAAUAAAGCAUACUUGUGGAUCCCUGGCAAGAAGAUGGGUGGGCCCAGGGACAGAGAACAGAGCCGUUGGCAUGCCUGUGUUAUCGUUACUCAUUCUGGAAUAGUUGUCUUGCUACCAGUUGUUGGAGCAGUCUUCUCAUAACUGUGCCCACGUUAGGAAGCCCGUUGUACCUUCUUGUUGCUUUUAUUUUGUGGUCGUUUCUUUCCUUCUUUGUUAAUGAGAUCAAUAAUAACCACUAAAACGCCUAAAAUACUUCCUUAAAUCAAACAAUGUUAGCAGUGAUGUGGCACAUUUCAAUAAAAUCCACCCCACGAAUACACAGCUAUACUCCUUGUAGCAAGAUGCAGUUGUUUGGAAGCAGAGUGUUUUCCUUGCUGACUGAAGGAACAGAUUUGGGGGAAAACAAAACAAAAGUUCCACGUCAGGGCCUAUAGGGCCUGUUAUUACUUCUAUUUUGAGUAUUUAUACUGCUGCUCCAAUGGAGCCAGUUGGAUCUAUUUCUACGAAAUAGCUGUUACCUAUCCCACGGCACGAAAACCGCAGGAGUAUUUUUUUAGGAGCCUUUCCUACUGGUGUGCAUUAAAUACUGUAGAGUAUCAUAGCUUUGCAUUGCACGUGAAACCUGACAUUUGUUCUAAAGCUUGUGCAUUGAGCAGGAAUAUUCUGCCAGUUGUUUGCUCUGAGCAGAAGCAGAAGGUGUGCUGAACUGCCAGGAUCUGUGCCAUGUACGGCGCAAGAAGUACUUCCUAUGCUGAUAGCUCCAGUGAGACGCGCUUACGAUUUGCAACCAGAUCAACCAGUGCAGACCUGGUUUGGAACAGAAAAGACCAACUGAAUGUUUUUGUCUCCAAAAGGGAGAGCCUGUCGAGUCUGUUAGCUUGUGGAAAAGUCCCCAAAGCAAAAACUUCAGCAGUUUUUUUAGCAUCCACCCAGAACUCAGACAGUUCUACUGAAACGUAGGGUGUGUUUCGGCUUUUCUUGAUGGAGCCGAGGGGCUGUUUCCCUCCCAGGCUGCAGGUUGUGUGGGGGAGGCUGCCGCUAGGCCUUGCCUUCAUGCUGAGCAAGGCCACAGGCCCACAGCGGCACAGAGCACCGCACUGACUGCCCAUGUGGGGCAGGGAGGUUAUGGGGUGCCUGGCAGCAGUGCCGUGGGCCUGGGGCACUGGGCUUAGGUGUGGGUCGGAGCACAGCCGUGAUUCGGGUUCACUUUUUGCUCUUCCAAAAGCAAGGGUCAGCUUUAAGCUUGAGGCUGCUCUGGUCUUGGGACCGGUCAGAUGUUCCUGGUUCCAUUCCUGGCAGUUUCAGGCAAUCCUUAAUGAAUGUUUUGAAGGGAGAUGAAAGCCUUCUCCUCAGCUCGCUCCAACCCGGUGGUGUCUCAGCUGGUGUAAAAAUGUCAUCCCUGGUGAGCAGCAGCUCUGCUCAGUGUGACGUAGCCUUCCUUCCACAGUGGUUCAAAGGUAGAAACACACAGGGAGGUCUGAAGGCACGCUGCAAGAACUGUUUUUGUCCCUACCAAAGCUGAAUUAUUAGCAUUUUUUUUCUUUUUUGACACGCUGCACUUUUUGGUAGAUUGUUACUGCUGUAGGAGCACUGAUCUGAAGCGUGUGCAUGAGAAGAGAUUUUCACUGAUGUAAUUGGUGUUUUGGUUUGUUUUUUUUCCCUCUGUGUUUACACUUGCCUGCCUUGUUUCCAGCUUCCUGUCCACAGCCCCGUCACUGAAAUUAAUUCGCAUGCUUUGGAUUUGUGAUGUUUGUGCCUGUGAAAACCAACACUCAUCCUUAACAUUCAGAUGCAUGACUGGCUUAUUGUUUUAUCUUAAAUCAAGAACAAGCAAUCUAGCUUUAGAACGGCAGCAUUCCGUGUUGCUGGAGCAACCUGAGGGUAACAUUUACAAUUCUGCAAUUUUUAUGUGAUUUUUCCAAAUAAUCACAUUAAUGCUUAUAAGACACGAUGCAGACUGAAUAUGGUUGGAUAGCUUUUGAGAGAACGGUAGCUUUCUGCUGACUGACAAAUGUUUCUUAUUUAAGUUUUUUGGAAAGCCCUAAUACCUUUAAAUUAAGCUUGCAGUAGUGUCAGCUCUAUCUGUUUCAAAGUUUCAGUACUGGAAAUUUAAAGCCGUUUAAAUACGUACUUUAAAACUCAGUCUCAAUGGACACCGCUUAGCUGGAUUUAAAGCUGCUCUGUAUUCAUGGCACUGAACUUGGUUAGUAACCAAUGUAGGUUGUGCUAAAACAGAGUUAAGCCCAGGGACGUCUGCCCAUGUUAUGUUUUGUACAGAUUUAACCACAUCAGUUCAAAGCCAUGUUUUUGAGGAACAUAUACACAAAACCUCAGCCACUUUUCUUCAAAUUAGAGAAGUGUCCCAAGUAUGAUGCAAGCCUUAAAGUAAGAUUGAGUGACAAUUGACUUCUACUGAAAGUAGCAACAGAACUCCAAUGAUUUAUUUCAGGGUCAAUAUACAUAUCCACAGCAGUAAGUCCUGAAAAGGACUGUUGUUCUGUGUCUUUGUAAAGAUGAAUGAACUCUUUAUUUUCUUUUCGGAAUAGAUGAAUGAAUACCUGUUAAUGGCUGGACAUCUCUAAGGAGAUUUAUGUGAAUAUUCUUUUCACAGCAAGCCCUUAACGGCCUCACAUUUGAAGCAUGUUUUGUAGGUGCAUCUACUCCCACACAACCUGCUCUGACUUGUUGGACUGAAUCUCCAGAAUCCAUAUCAGGUGUGGGCAAAUCCAUGCCUUAUGGAAAAGUUUCCUUUACUCACAGGGAAGCAAUCAGGGAAGACAGUAGCAAUUUCUUUCAUUGCACACCAGCAGAUAAAAUUUGGUUUUAAAAUCUAUUGUUUACCACCCUGAAAUCAGCCUGAGAUCGUGGCCAAGUUAUCUAAGCUGAAUAUCCCUGGUGAAGGGACCAGAAAACAAGACGUAGAGGGAACGUUUAAGGGAGCUGGGAUUGUUUUGUCUGGGCAAAAGGAGAGUGAGGGGAGAUCUCACUGCUCUUUGCAGCUACCUGAAAGGAGGUUGUAGAGGGCUCACUUCUCAGGUGACAGAUGGUAGGACAUGGGGAAACAGACUCAACUUGUGGCAGGUGAGGUUUAGAUUAGACACCAUGCAAAAGGUGGUGAGGCGUUGGAACAGGCUACUUGGAGGUGGAGUCACCAUCCCUGGAGGUGUGUAAGAGAUGUGCACACAUGGUGCUUAGGUACGUGGUUUAGCUGCAGACUUGGUAAUGUUAGAUGAUGGUUGGAUUUGAUCACCUUCUGUGUCUUUUCCAACCUAAAUGAUUCUAUGAAAUGGUUGUGGUUUAACCCAGCAAGCAGCUAAACGCCACUCAGCCUCUCCCUCAUCCCCUGCCUCCCAGUGGGAUGGCCGAAUUCCAGCCAGUCCCUGAGCAGUGGCUGCCCCCGGCCAGCUCCUCUGAUGCCAUAUGGUGUGGAAUAUCCCUUUGGCCAGUCUAGGUCAGCCGUCCUGGUUCUGUCCCGUUCUGCCCUCCAGCCUCCUUGCUGACAGGACAGUACUGAAAAACUGAAAUACCUGUGGCUCUGUACAGCUCUGCUCAGCAACAAGUAAACCUCAGUGUGUUACCAGGAUUGUUUUUCUUCUAAAACCAAAUCAGCACCAUACCAGACACUAUGAAGAAAAUCAACUCUGUCCCAGCUGAAACCAGGACAGAAACUAGGGCAGAAGCAUCUAAUUUCAGGGAAGCCUCUUAAAAAGCACAACUUGUUAGCUUUAGCUCCAGAUUUUGUAAUGUAUUUAUAUAAUUAAAUUUAUCGUGGUGUAUUUCAGGUAAUUUUUAUUUUACUUUUUCUGAUAGCCUUGCAGAACAAGUUUGGUUUUUUUUUUUUUUUACUUCCACACCAAAAGAAUCUGACAGAAAUCCUGUCAAUGUAAUCUUCAUUCAUCAGGUAGAGUUUAAAUGGUGCCAGAAAUCGGCAUAGGAAUUUUAUAUCAACAGUUUCACAUCACCUUUUUCUUGCCAGUUGCGGGAAACGAAGCAUAAUGGUGCGUGCCUGAGCCUGUGAGGACAGUGGUAGCUGAUUAUGGAUUAAUUCAGGUAUUGAGCUUUUGCCUUUGAGGUUUCCCAUCAGCACGUCUGGCAGAUAAGGCAGGCAGCUUGGCAUCCCAGCAAAGUAAUUCCCACUGCUGGAUGUUUCGUUGAUCUGAUCUCAUUGUAUAAUGAAAGAAGGGGCCUGCUGGUACCCCCCUUUGUCGCUGAAAUUCCAGAGCCCUGCUUAACUUGAAGCUCAUACUUUGUGCAGAAGUCUGUGUAUUGAAAGAUAAGCACACGCUGAAGUGUCUUAAUGCAAAGUUCAUUUUAAUGAAUCCAGCUCUUUGGCAUCACCGUUAAGUGCUCAGCAAAAGCAGCACUUACUCAGAGUGAAGGCUCUCAUCAGGAGCAGCUGCAGCAAAACGUUCCCAUUUGAAGAGGAGGGUGAAAUUGUGUGUGAUUAAUGAGCAGAUAAGUCUGAUGAGGAGGACCUGUAUCAAACGUGCCUUGGAUUAAAAUAAAGAAGGUGACUUUGAAAAGUCUGUAAAACUUUUAUAAACAGUUCACUGGCUGGUUGCCUCUGAGAUUUUUAUUACUGAUGCAGUUCAGGAAAAUAGAUCUGGGGGCACAAAGACUGGUUGCCUCCAGGACCUUCCUAUGUGGACAGAGUUGUGCUAUUGACUACUCUGAAGCCGGCAGUUGGAAUUAAGUUGGAAACUGUGUUGCAAAAGCAUGCUUUAUAUCCUGACUUUGAGUCCUGCUCAAAGUCAAAACAACAGGGGUUUGUUUAAGGAGAGCAGUUAUUUGGGAGGGCACAUCUGUCUGGGACCAAGACGCUGUGUGUGGGAGGACUUCUGAUAGAGAUGAGAUGCACAGAUACUGUAUAAACGUUAGGAGGUUGGGAUGAAGUCUUUUUCAAAGGUAGGCACUCCUGUAUAGCCAACAGCCUGCUAGUUUCCUUCGGAUUUUGUCGUGCUCCUUUUGUUACAAGGAUUCAGGACUUUGCUUCCACUCUGAAAAGUUGAAACCCUCUGCCUUUGAAGCUGACCCAUGCCCUCCCUCCCUAACACAGAAUUUGUACCCUGGGCUAAUAGAAAUAGGGUGUAUUUGACCUGGUAAAUUGAUGGGAGAAAAUGCAAGGAGAUCUUUGUGUGGCACAUUGAUCUCAAACCACCAGACUGCAAAGCCUAUGGUCUCCCUUAAAAUAUCCCACACCACCAAAAUAACCAAAUAAUGGGGCAGGGGAAGACUUUUAAUAGGAUGUCUUUUAAAAGGCUCUUCAAAGGGAGUUGUGUGUGUGUGAGAGAGGAUAUUGUGUAUCUUCACUGCCCUCAUUACUUACUCGCUUGUAAAUAUACUGUGUACUCACUCUGUCUGCUGCAAAAAUGAAUGAAAUGGAUACAGCCCUGUUCGGUUUUUGUUGUGGAGCGACACUCAUCAUGCAAUAAACAUAAUUGAUCUGAGUAGGUGGUUACAUGUAGGUCGCUCUGAAAGUAAUGCUUCCUAUUUAUUCCUGUGGAAACUAUAACAGAUACAAAGAGCACGGUAGCACUGUUUGAUAGAGCACAUUCUCAGCUACAAAAUGCUAUUUUUCAACAUUGUGACCACCAUUAGCUGUGCGUUUUCACCAGCAAUGAACAACAGCCUGCAGACCAUACCUAUAAAAGUCUGUACCAGUGGAGGUGACCACUGUCGCUGUCAGCAGUGCUGAAACACACCACCCACCCCUCACUGUGCUCACAGCCACUGUUUGCACACCAUCAGCAUUCAGGAAGUGUUGAUGAAUGUCAGUGGUGCCAUUUUUUCCACAUGGAGGAAUUCAGUGACACACCUUGGCUUCAUCCAUGCUUCCAUGCCAGAUACCGCUCUGUCAGACUGCCCCUCUGCUGCCAUCAGUCACACAGCAACAACAUGCAAUGGGAUAUUGGGAAGGUUCAGCCUGCACUGCCAUUCCACCAACAUCCGCCUGUGAUAUCAUGGGACAGCAUAAUGAAAUAGGAGGCAUUACUUUCAGAGCAACCUUCAUAGAUAUGGCCUGGGUGUGUUUUAUGGAGCCAAACCACAGCAUACUGUUUUUGUUAAAAGAUUCGGCCAUAAGUUCAUAUAAUUUUUAUUGGUGGAAUUUGGGCCCCUUUUUUUUCUAAUGUAUAAACAUAGAUGUCUAUUCAAGUAGCCAAUAUAUAUAUAUACUAUAUCUAGGACGUCUGCCAUUGUUAAAAUGAAGCCCUGUGGACACUGUCUGCCAUUUCUGUGGGAAUAAAGCCCUACCAUGGCAGCUGCUAAGAUGCUAAAUGAUACUCAUACGUAUCUUUUUAUAAGUACAAGAUGAGUUUUGAGUUGUUUCCACGUUGUAUUAACAAGGUACUGCUAAUGGUGUACAUCUAUAAUUCAGCAGGUCAGAAGCUUGACCAGCAUAUAGCUGUGCAUUCAGACAUAUUUCCAAUUGCAGUUAUUUUUCAUCAUUUGAAGUUCCAGUUGCAUAUUCUGAAUGUAAGGAUAGGUUUAAAAAAUAAUUAAAAAGAAGAGAUAUUGAGGUCAGGAAAUUCUGCACUGAGGUAUUUAUGCAUCUUCUUUAUUGAUUUAUCUUUCGGUAAGAGUUGAGCCUCUGGUUCAAUAAUGUGUUUCCCUGUGUUGGCAUAAUUAGUAAAAAUAAGUAAAAAACUAGUAAAAAUCCAAUGUCAGUCCUCACCUAAAGCUAAAGCAAGGAUCUCCCUCUUGAAAUCCUCCAGGCAGAUGAGCCCAGCACUCGCAAAUGUGAUACAGCUGUGUUUCCGCUGUGCUGCUUUGCUUUCAGGUAGGUCAGUUGAUCUCAAUCGUAGAAGAAUAUAUCAUGUAUCAUUGCCUUCCGUGUGAAUUACAGUUGGGCUCAGAGCUGGGAAAUGAAAGAGCAGUGGUGGAGUCGUUUUUGGUGGUAUCUCCUAACAACUCGUGGAUGUCUUAGAUUAGAAAAUAAACAAUUAGAAGAUAAAGGCUCACUGCAUGAAGUAUUGCAUAAGUUUUUCAUAAAUAUUCCUAUCAUUGUCAAGAUUUGCAUAAAAUGAACUUCCACAUGUUGUCAAGGAGAAGUCUGAGUUCCUCCUGGAUUUUCAGGAAAAAUUUCUUUACUUUCAGUAAUUCCUACUGGUGAGUCAAAACGUCUGAGUGUAACAUAUCUCUAUUUCAACUUUGUAUUAUGAAAUUACACCAUGCUUAGGACAAAUGAGCAAGUACAGAGCUUGAGCUACUGCUGACUACAGUGAAUUCUUGACAGAAGCCAAAGCAGGGACUUUGUGGAAUAACUUGGUUCUUAAGGGCUUUUCUACAUGCACAGCAAGCAAAGGACACAAAGCAUGAAUCUGUAUUUAUACAGCACAAGUGGAGAGCAAGUGUGAAUAAGAGUGCUAUGGCAUCACAGAAAGCUGGUUAAUGUUUAACGGGGAUGCUGACAAGCUUUGCAGAGGUUCAUAGGUAGAAUCAUUGAGGUUGGAAGAGACCACUGAGAUCAUCUAGUCCAACCAUCAGCCCAUUGAGGCUGCAUUUAUGUGGGGCUUUGUGUGGAUACUGUUUAUCUUUACAACUCCUGUCUUCCUGAUGAAAGGUGUUUCUUCCCAGUGAGAAACACAGCACCCUUUUAUCAGGGCGAAGGGAAGAGAUACACAAGGAAUAACAUCCCUCACUCAGUACUUACCCUCACUACACAAGUGUGCAUUUUAUCUUUUCCAUUAAUGCUUGGGUGAACUUGCCAGUAAGAGCCUAUGUGCCUGAGAGAGGGAACAAAUUUUGCUUCUUUUUCCCUUGAGGAAUAGUUUCAUUUCAUUGCCUCUCCUUGUAAAGCUGGGAGUCAUUACCAGGCCCCUGGCGCAGAUAGCGUUUGCAAAAGAUGAUCAAAGGAAUUAUAAAUUAUCCUUACAUUCAAUGUUUGGAGACUUAAACCAAAGUAGGAAGAUGUUUCUGGUUAUUUUUUUGUUUGGUUUGGGGGUUUUUUGUUCUUUGGGUUUCUUUGCUGCUGUCUGCCAAAGUUGCAUGCUGCCUGGAGUCCCUGGGUGCCAUUUGGCACUGGUUUGGUGUUAGUGUGGCCACCAUAGCAGGAGGACAGGCCUGGUGCUUCUCUUCAGUCCAUGGGUUGGCUGAGGGAGAGGUUAUCUCAUAGCCCAGCUAAUUCAAGAUCCAAGAGCUGCUUGAGACUCUUAUGGAAAAAUUACCUCUGUACCAUGAUUGAAGUCUUAGACAGACGUCUGAAUGCAGUCCCUACAUGGGCUUGUACUAACUGUGAUGAAACCAUACCUAUCUUGUUGAAUUGCAUGCACGAUGAGUUCUCUACUUUAUGGUGUGGUCAGGCUGCAGGAGGCACAGCAAAACAAGUGAGUAAAACAAGCACCUUCUGUUCAACUCAGGAUCAAACAGCAUUUCCUGAGUGCAAAGACUGUGUAAUGCUUCAAUCCAUAAGGAAGAAAACGUAGGUGGAACCAAGCACAAAUGCACAUAAUGCAUCAUGUUCAUUGACAGCCAGCCAGAAAAAAAAAUAAUCAGUGGUUUAUGGUAAUACACUUCUAUUCAAAAUAGGUUUUAUUAAGUUGGCUUAGAAAUGUUAAAAUGGUGGAGCCACAGACAAAAUAUUUGUUACCUUUUGAAAUGAGUUUCAAUGGUUUUGUCAUACUUGUACAAGUAUUAUAAGGUCAGUCUUUCUGUAUGUUUGUUUUACAGCUCGUUGUAGAAUAGUAUUUUAUGCAUAGCUGUUCCACUUGCCUGUGUAAGUUACAAAUUCAACAGAAAUUAAAGCAUGCAUUUUUCUCUGUUUGCUGGUAACCUAUGAGAUUAGAAACUUGUAUUUCUGUGUUUUUAAUGUGUUAUACUAUAAACAAAAUUCACAGCACUAUUGUCUAUGGAAUAUCAGAAAGUUUUAUUAGAAUGAAUUACUUUAAAUGUUUUGUCAUUUGAUUUAAUAAUGUGUCAGACAUCUACACUAAGACAAUAUAAUGUUUAUCAAUAAAAAUAUCCUCUCUUUGUA